Volvox carteri f. nagariensis is the source of this 318-nucleotide messenger RNA. RefSeq lists its product as uncharacterized. Lineage: Eukaryota; Viridiplantae; Chlorophyta; Chlorophyceae; Chlamydomonadales; Volvocaceae. The coding region runs from base 1 to 318 and encodes 105 amino acids. The record is from RefSeq and is a predicted model, not a curated record. The transcript has 2 exons.
AUGAUUAAAACACCAAGCAACGCAGAGCCCAAACGGCAGCUGGCUGCCAAUCCCUCACCCCUAACCAUAUGGAACUCAAACAUCGAGAUUUCCUCCGUCGAGAUUUCCUCCAUCGAAGUCCUCCGUUUCCAAAUUGCCAAGAAAAAAGAAAAGCCAAGGAAAGAAAACCUCCCAGCUAACUCCCAGCUUCCCAGGGAAAAAGAAAAGCUGCAGAAGGGGGCCGCGGAGGAGCGGGAGGGCCCUUCGGGCCGGAGGGAGGUCUGCGGCGGUUGGCGAUGUGUGCCGCCACCCAGCCACCUCGGUCGCAGCCAUCGCUGA